This is a messenger RNA of Aspergillus niger, 1614 nucleotides long. RefSeq lists its product as uncharacterized. Gene Ontology annotation, cellular component: cytoplasm. Gene Ontology annotation, biological process: protein refolding. The coding region runs from base 1 to 1614 and encodes 537 amino acids. The record is from RefSeq and is a predicted model, not a curated record. NCBI's taxonomy places the organism in Eukaryota, Fungi, Ascomycota, Eurotiomycetes, Eurotiales, Aspergillaceae. The transcript has 2 exons.
AUGGCAGCCGCGCCAGAUAUCGAUCCAUAUGAGGUGUUGGGGGUGGCAAGGGAUGCAGCCUUGUCGGAUAUCAAAUCUGCCCAUCGCAAGCUCGUGUUGAAAUGUCACCCCGAUAAGAUCAAAGAUGAGUCGCUGAGAAGUCAGGCUCAGGAUGAAUUUCAGAAGGUGCAGCAGGCCUACGAGACCCUUUCGGAUGAGACGAGAAGGGCCAAGUACGAUGCGAAGGCUCGGCUGGCUGAGCUACGUCGCCAAAUGCAUGAGCAAGGUCCACCUAUUCCGAUGACGAUCUCCAAUUCUCCGAAGAGUCGCGCUCAACCUCCCGGAAAUACGAUGAGUAUAAGAAACGAUACUCCUCCAAACCCCCGAGCGAGAAGAAGAAAAGCAAGAGCGAUGGCCCUAGUACUCGUGCGGCGAAGGAUAUGGCUCGCGACAAUUCGAGGACGACCCACAGCAGUCGUGCCAAAUAUCGUACCAGGGAACGACAACGGGAUGCCUACGAGUAAGUAUGAGCGGGCCGUUCCGUACAGCGACUCCGAAGACGAUGGCGGCGCAUCUGAUUCCAGCGCCUCGUCCACGGUUUACGUGAAGGUUAAGCGCCCCUCGGAAAGGCGCAACCGGGAGUCAUCUUCUCGCAAGUCCCGACCGGCUGACCUCCCGCGCCGCCAUACCUCGACCCGCUACGAAGACGAGUACACGGACGACUAUGAGUCGAAGCAUGACAAGCUACACCACACCGCCAAAGAUUACAUUAGGCGCUCCAAGGGAACCGUUCCGAUCGAAAUCGACAGACGUCCACAAGCGUCCCGCUCGCCCCCGCGCAAUCAUGGCUACGAAUCCGCUGAUCCGGAGUCUUCCUCGUCACGACACUCGGGCCGCACGAAACGACCGAGCAAGGAAAGUGUUCGUACAAGUAAUUCUCGCAAUGGAUCAUACGAGAAGCUUGAGGCCCAGGCCCGGUCCUACGACGUCAAGAUACCUAGCAUACCGACUACGGCAACUUCACCGUCAGUGAAGAUUCCUUCAUCGGUCCGGCCAUCCCUCCAGCCCUCACGCUCUGCGAGCGCUGCACAAUCCUAUUCCCGCGCCAGGGGAAUGAGUCGGGAAAAUCCACUGCAUAACAUGGUCCAUGAAGCGAGUCGGACAGCGAAACUGCGAACGGACAAGUACGAUUCCGGCUACUCGAGUCCAGGCACGCCAGAAAUGGCAGCCGGCGAGAGUCCGCCCAAGUCGACUCGCUACAAGAUUGUGACGGAACCGGACACCGUGCUUAGAGAACCCAGUAUACCACUACCCCAGAAGUCCCCAAGAUACGCAAGGGGGGGUUCACCGCCACAUCAAGAGCGCCCUAUGCCGAAGCCUCCCGUUCGGAGUAGCACCUACACCUACCCCACAGAACACAUGCGCUAUGAGUCCGCGGCUCGUCCCAGUAUGUCCCGGCAAUCCUCGAGCCGGCCUACGUAUGGUGAGAUCCGUUCGCCCAAGGACAAAGAGUACAGGUAUGCGCGAGAGGUGGGGCCAGAUUACAUCCCAUCCCGCGAUGCUUACAUGCGACAGCCAUACGGGGAGUACCCGGUUCCGCCCCCCGAACGGCGGCAAUCCACAUAUGCUGGAUGA